Messenger RNA from Morus notabilis, 1074 nucleotides. Its product is annotated as probable inactive receptor kinase At3g08680. The record is from RefSeq and is a predicted model, not a curated record. Gene Ontology annotation, molecular function: ATP binding; protein kinase activity. The transcript has 4 exons. NCBI's taxonomy places the organism in Eukaryota, Viridiplantae, Streptophyta, Magnoliopsida, Rosales, Moraceae. Gene Ontology annotation, biological process: protein phosphorylation. Bases 1 to 1074 code for a protein of 357 amino acids.
AUGCUGUCCCGAGCCCUCACAGCGAAGCCUAGGAAGAUCAGUACGAUCUUCAAAUAUGGGUCAAAGUCAACAUUCGGAUGGAGCAAAUCGGUCUCGGUGAGCGAAUACGACGACUUCAGCACGGCCGUUGGAUUCAUGGAAGAUCAACCGUUGGUCCACUGCGGCCCAAAUCAUCACGGCAAGAUCAUCAUGAAACAGUACUCGUCAUCAUCAUGUGGGGAUCACGACACGGGGUGGACCCACGGCCAGCUGAUGCUGAACGAGGUUUUGAGGGCUUCGGUUGCGGUGUUGGGGGACCAGAGCCGGCUGGGGAUGAGUGAGAAAGUGGUGCUUUCGGGAGGGAAGAUUUGUGUGUUGAAAAGGUUUAGGAAACUGAGUGUUGGGAAGAGUGAGUUUGGGAAGAGAUUAGAGAGGUUUUUUCAGGUGAGUGUUAAGUCAAAGAAUAAUCUUGUGCCUGUCAUGGCUUAUCUCUAUGCUAAGAGGAUCAAGUUUGUUCUAUGUGAUUAUUAUCCUAUGGGCAGCCUCGCAGACUUGCUUGCUGGUAGUAGGCAACAUGGUCACACAGCCCUAGACUGGAACCAAAGGCUCACAAUUGUUCUCCACAUUGCGCAAGCAAUCGCGUUCAUCCAUGCAAUAUCGCCAGCGCAAGAGAAGAACAUGCAAAUGAACGUGCAUGGCAACAUAAAGGCUUCCAACGUCAUGAUAAACACCGAUUUCUCCGCCUGCCUGUCGGACUACGGCAUAGCUCAGGUGGCGGAGCGAGUGGAGGUUUUCAACGCGUGGCAAUGGAAGCCGGGGUCACCGACAGAUGUGUACUACUCCGACGCUCUUUGCCAGAAAUGCGACAAAUGCGACGUCCACAAUUUUGGGGUCAUAAUACUAGACAUACUAGGAGGACCCGAUGGGAUUACUUUGUUCAUGACAAAUUUAGUGAGUGAGGAAGAAAAAGAGAAGAAGCAAGCGUGGCAGGUUUUAGACAUUGCCUUGGCGUGUACAAAUAAACAGCCCGAGGCAAGGCCUACGAUUGAACAGAUAAGGUUGCAUCUUGGAGAUGUUUGUAACAAUGAUGCAUAA